AGAGCAUGAAAAAUUAUAGAUUUUUUAUAUUAUUAUUACAAAAGUUUAACCCACUUUGUAAAGAGUACGCAACAAUUUUAACAAUUUAUUUGUCUUCAAUGGUUUGUGCGGUAUCUUUUUGUGUACAGUACUUUGAAAAUUCGAGUGCAGUGUGUAAGUAAUGGAAACUUAGAGAGAUAACUGCUACUGCGUUCCUAAAAAAUUCCCUUGUUAUCGCAUUUCUAAACAUAUAUAUUGCGGUACACUCGAAUGUUGUUUUCAAAACUCUGCUAAGGAGAUGUAUGUGCUUUUGGUAUUUUGCGUGCUUGGCGUAACCUCGGCGUUGGAAAAUGGACUGGCUUUGACUCCGCCUAUGGGAUGGUUGACAUGGCAACGCUUUAGAUGCAUCACAGACUGCAAGAUGUAUCCGGAUGAAUGUAUAAGCGAAGCUUUAAUAAGGCGUACAGCGGAUAAAAUGGUGAGCGACGGCUAUCUGGCCGCGGGGUAUAAUUACGUCGGCAUAGAUGAUUGUUGGAUGGAGAAAGAUCGUGAUAAGGAUGGCAGACUGGUGCCGGAUGCUACACGUUUCCCUAAUGGCAUGAAGGCAAUUGGUGAUUAUCUUCAUUCAAAAGGCUUGAAGUUCUUUCUAUAUCAAGACUAUGGAAACAAGACAUGUGCGGGCUACCCGGGCGUGUUAGGCCAUGAAAAGACCGACGUGGACUCAUUUGUAGGAUGGGGAGUGGAUUAUAUAAAAUUGGAUGGGUGUAAUGUCGAACUGUCAAAAAUGGAUACAGGAUAUCCUGAAUUUGGUAGAAUAAUGAAUGAAAGUGGCCGACCAAUGGUAUACUCCUGCAGUUGGCCUGCGUAUCAAGACAAACCCGACUACAAGUCGAUUAAAGAACAUUGCAAUCUGUGGAGGAACACUGAUGAUAUACAGGACUCCUGGGCUUCUCUCACCAGUAUCAUGGACUGGUUUGCGGAAAGACCUGAACUGGUGGAAUUUGCAGGGCCUGGGCAUUGGAAUGACCCUGAUAUGCUUUUAAUCGGCAACUACGGCCUGUCUGUGGACCAGGCAAGGGUGCAGAUGGCAGUCUGGUCGAUCAUGGCAGCACCUCUGAUGAUGAGCGUCGAUCUGAAUUCUAUCAAAGACGAGUUCAAGAAUAUUCUACUUAAUGAUGGAGUUAUUGCAGUUGAUCAGGAUGAAAUGGGAAAACAGGGUAUGCGGGUGUGGAAUAAGUCUAAAUGCGAGAUUUGGAGUCGUGAAUUGUCAAAUGGUUACGCUGUGGCGUUUGUGAGCAGACGCGACGAUGGCGCCCCCUACACUGUAGCCGCUACAUUUGAUGAUAUGCGGGUACCCGCACAGAACUACCAUGUGGAGGAGCUUUUUGACCAAGAAGCUUCACGGUCUUACGGAACAAAGGACAAAAAAUUCACAUCUAGAAUUAAUCCUUCGGGCGUCAAGUUUUACAAGUUUACACCAAUGAAAUUGAAUGAAAUAAAAGUCACCAGAAUAACCAAUCGUCAAUGAAAUUAAUUAUUAAGUACUUAUUAAAUAAUAUGAUUUGA
Molecule: messenger RNA, 1545 nt
Organism: Pieris rapae (cabbage white)
Lineage: Eukaryota; Metazoa; Arthropoda; Insecta; Lepidoptera; Pieridae
Product: alpha-N-acetylgalactosaminidase
Exons: 10
Coding region: 278-1507 (409 amino acids)
Biological process (GO): oligosaccharide metabolic process; glycoside catabolic process; glycosylceramide catabolic process
Cellular component (GO): cytoplasm
Molecular function (GO): alpha-galactosidase activity
Source: RefSeq, a predicted model, not a curated record